Tachysurus fulvidraco (yellow catfish) is the source of this 2491-nucleotide messenger RNA. RefSeq names its product protein tyrosine phosphatase domain containing 1b (gene ptpdc1b). Bases 439 to 2409 code for a protein of 656 amino acids. The transcript is spliced from 9 exons. Gene Ontology annotation, molecular function: protein tyrosine/serine/threonine phosphatase activity. The record is from RefSeq and is a predicted model, not a curated record. Lineage: Eukaryota; Metazoa; Chordata; Actinopteri; Siluriformes; Bagridae. Gene Ontology annotation, biological process: cilium assembly; protein dephosphorylation.
ACGACAUAAAGGCUUCACUCAGGAUAGUAACGAGGUGUGGCGAUGAUCUGACCAGUUCUGAUGAAGCACUCAGAACAAAUCUGGGUUUCAUGAGCGACGUUGACUCACCUUCAACAUCCAGGAUCCUGUGAACGUCUGAGAAACCCAAAGCUUGCACCCUGAUUUUACAGGUAAAACUUAUUUCUUUUCUGAAGCCGUUAAAUCAGAUGCAGAAGAACAGAGCAGCAGAAUAUUUGAUCGCAUGCAUGUGGGUGUAAUACACAACAUCUCCUCACUCGCCAACGCGCAGGUUCAUAAACUCCACUGUAAAUAUAAUGCAUUCAUUUUAGUCUAAAUGUUUAAUGUUAAUGUUUCAGUGAAUAUAUUUUGAUUUGCAGAUCUUAUAAUGGAAGUUGGAGUCAGUCUUAAUCACUUUCUGCUUUUUUCCUGCUGAAGAACAUGGAGUCUGUAAGACUAAUGAUGUCCACAACAAAGUACACAGUGGUUGGAGAGAUGCUACACUAUAUGAUCCCCACCCACAUGCAGUGCUCCAUCGGGUGUGGAGGCCGAGCCUGCAAGUACGAAGACCCGUCACGUUGGAGUGAAGACCAACAGGCCAUCAGAGGCCUCUACUCCUCCUGGAUCACAGACAACUUACUCGCCAUGGCACGACCUUCUACUGAAAUACUUAAGAGGUACAACAUCAUUGAGCAAUUCCAAAGAGGUGGGUUGAGGACAGUCAUUAACCUGCAGCGACCGGGCGAACAUGCUGACUGUGGGAACCCGUUAGAGCCAGAGAGUGGCUUCACCUACCUGCCUGAGACCUUCAUGGAGGCUGGCAUUUAUUUUUACAACUUUGGAUGGACAGACUACGGCGUGUCCUCCCUCACUGCCAUCCUGGACAUGGUGAAAGUCAUGUGCUUUGCCAUGCAUGAGGGGAAAAUCGCCGUUCACUGUCACGCUGGACUCGGACGAACCGGUGUCUUACUCGCCUGCUUCCUGGUGUUCACUUCACGCGUGACCGCCAACCAGGCCAUUUUAAUGGUGCGAUCCAAACGACCGAACACCAUCCGGACCAGACGACAACUGGUGUGUGUUCGGAAUUUCGCAAAGUUCUUGAUUCCUCUGAGGAGUGUGUUUGCUCACGCUGACCCGAGAGCCAAUCCCGUCACGCUUCCCCAGUUCCUGAUUCGUCAGAAACGCAUCCUGCACGGAGAUGAAGCUCGCCAGUUGAGAUACAUACCAAAAAUUGUGCGACUCAUCUGCAAGCUCUUGCUGGACAUUGUAGAGAACCGGCAGGUCAUCGAGGAGGAUGUUCUAGAGGUUCCAGAUGUCAUAUAUGAUGACGAGAGCUCAGUUUGCUUUAAUAGCAGAUCAGAACCUCAGAUCAUCAUGGUAGGAGCGGUUAAUUUCAAUCUGCCUCGACUUCCUGGUCCAUUUGCGACUCCUAAGCACAGCUCCCAGGUGCGUCUUCACUACGUUCACAAGAACCUCAGCUACAGUGAAUCGGAUCUUCAGAAACACUGUGAUACACUAAACCUCUCAAGAAACCACUGUGUGAGGGCUGUGUCUCAAAUCAACAUGUCCCACAACUGCCCUGAUGCCCCUCAGGUCACACUGAGAGAUUUAUCCAUCUACGGUUCCUGCAGCAGCCUGUGGGAUCUAAAGGCACGAGUGGAACAACAAGAGGUACCUUCUCUUCUGAGCGCUCGCCGUCAGUCGGUUCUGCAGCGCAGCCAGGCUCUCGGAGUCUCCACUGAGAAAGGGAGGAGCUUCUCGAAGGCACUCCUGUGGAAGAACAGUCAUGAAUGGAAUCAAAGGAACUAUAAAGGAGGUGAUGAUGAUGUGGAGGAGGAGGAGGAGGAGGAAGAGGAGGUUCAGGUAUCAGAGGUGCCGUUCCUCACCAUUCAGACAGAGCUGUCGCUGGAGGCUCGGCGUCUGCUGGUUGCUCAGUCACUCGCACUCGACCUGAAGCUUGAUGGAAAAGAGGAGCACGUCCACAAAGUCAGCAGCUGGCAGAUGGAUCUGAACUCUCAGGGGGGAUUUGAUCGCCUGUGUUCAGAGAGAGAUCCCUUCGUCCUGACAGGAAUCCUGUGGUCCUGGUUAGAGCAGCUGAAGGAACCCGUUAUUUUACUUACAGACGUUCAGACACUGAAACAGCAGAACACAGACCCAAAGAACAUCCUGAGUUCACUGCAGCAGGACUCGAGGGAAACGCUGCUGUGUGUGUUGGACUGUUUCGCUUGUCUGCUGGUGAUACCAGAGGAGGUGGAGGAAUCGUUUGUGGAGAGAAUAAUAAAGGCCUUCACACAGAUGGAGAACACUGGUGAAGGUCAGGAUGUCUAUGAGACCAUGACAUGUGUCCUGAAGCCUGUCUUACGGGAACUGAGGAGGAACGCCAUGGACAAGAAGGACUCAGCGGGGUGUUAGUUAUGACCCGGGGUUUAAUGAUGAAACAUUGUGUUCUCGUACAAAUAAACAUUAUCAGUUACUGGCUGUUAUUUGCCUGAUG